AUGCGUUGCACUCCCGUUUCGGCCGUGCUCUUCGCGGCUGGUGCCUCUGCCGCCGCUGUCAAGGCAAAGGCCGCAUCCAGCACUGUCGGUUGGGAGACGGCCUACACCGCGACCGGCACUGCUGCGGUCUACGCCGCGGCCGCGACAGCCAAGACGAGCAGCCCGACCAGCAAGGUCAAGGGCAAGGCCUUUGAUCGCUUCGUCGUGAUCUGGAACGAGAAUACCGACUAUGAGAAGGCCGCUGGUGAUCCCAACCUGGCGUGGCUCGCCUCCAAGGGCAUCCUCCUGGAGAACAACUUCGCCGUCACGCACCCCUCGGAGCCCAACUACUUCGCCUCCGUCUGCGGCGACUACCUCGGCAUGCAAAACGACGACUUCAACCGCGCCGAUCGCAACGUCUCGACGGUCUUCGACCUGCUCGACACCAAGGGCAUCUCCUGGGCGUCGUACCAGGAGGACAUGCCCUUCUCCGGCUUCGAGGGCAUGGCCUGGGUGAACCGCCAGAACGGCGCCAACGACUACGUCCGCAAGCACAACCCGCCCAUCUUCUUCGACAGCGUCACCCGCUCCGAGCAGCGCCUGUCGCAAAUCAAGAACAUCUCCAUGACCAACCCCGCCGCCUCCAUGUUCCACCGCGACCUCAAGGACAACAAGCUGCCGCAGUGGAUGUUCAUCACGCCCAACAUGACCUCCGACGGCCACGACACCUCCGUCACCGUCGCCGGCAAGUGGACGCGCAACUUCCUCGAGCCGCUGCUCAACGACAAGAACUUCAUGAGCAACACCCUCGUCCUCGUCACCUUCGACGAGAACGAGACGUACACGCACCAGAACCGCAUCAUGGGCAUCCUGCUCGGCGACGCGGUGCCCGCGGACAAGGUCGGCUCCAAGGACGCCAACUUCUACAACCACUACUCGGAGCUCGCCACCGUGCAGGCCAACUGGGACCUGCCCACGCUCGGCCGCUGGGACGUCGGCGCCAACGUGUUCCAGGUCGUCGCCGACAAGACCAAGAGCGUCAUCCGCCAGUGGAGCGACGCGUCCGCGACGCCCGACCGCUUCUGGAAUCAGUCCUACGCCGGCUUCUUCAACACCAAGGCGCCGAAGCGCUACCCCAAGCCUAACCUGGCCCUGGACAAGAACGCAGCCGGACGCAAGAUCCUCGACAUCGUGAAGAAGACGUGGGAGAAGAGCUGCGCGCCCACGUACUACGAGGACACCAUCCACGUGCCCGAUGGCCUCAACCCCCCCGCCGGAUACGCGGCCUAA
This is a messenger RNA of Colletotrichum chrysophilum, 1269 nucleotides long. RefSeq lists its product as uncharacterized. Gene Ontology annotation, molecular function: hydrolase activity, acting on ester bonds. The coding region runs from base 1 to 1269 and encodes 422 amino acids. Lineage: Eukaryota; Fungi; Ascomycota; Sordariomycetes; Glomerellales; Glomerellaceae. Gene Ontology annotation, biological process: phospholipid catabolic process. The record is from RefSeq and is a predicted model, not a curated record. The transcript has 2 exons.